Symbiodinium natans is the source of this 366-nucleotide messenger RNA. NCBI's taxonomy places the organism in Eukaryota, Dinophyceae, Suessiales, Symbiodiniaceae. The record is from the annotation of a GenBank genome assembly.
AUGUCGCUUGAAAUUCGAACAGGCUGCAGCAGUUUCUCUUGCGCAUCCGGAUCCGAUUUCAACGAAGAAAUGUUUGGGCUCCCAGCCCUAGCUUCUCCACAACAUGUCAGGUGGAUGAGAAUGGAAUGUACACCGGUGAGUUCGAGACGUUUGCGCUGGCGGGCUUCAUCCGUGCGCGGGGCGAGAGCGACGCAUGCAGCUGGCGCUGCAUUGCAAUACUGUCUUAGCGUUGUAGUGGCCCCAGUUGCGUUGAACGGCCAUGAGCACCUCACCUUCUGCAACAAGGCCUCGCACGCUCAAGCCUCCGUCGAUCUGGUAGAGGGGCCCUUCCAGUUUGCAGGAGGGACCUGCUCUGGCCAUGCAUAG